AUGGCCUAUAAUGAAUUUCAACUAUACAUAUAUGAUUACUUUAAAGGAAAACCAUAUGGGGGAAUAUUUGAGGGACGAAGACCAACUCUGUACAUUUUUGACCCUGACCUUAUAAAAGCUAUAGCCAUACGCGAUUUUGAACAUUUUGUGGACAGGAACUCAAUAGACAGUAAUGAGCCUAGAUAUUUAAAACGCUCUUUAAUUAAUUUGAAGGGAUCAGAAUGGAAAAUUAUCCGCAGCGCAAUCACACCAGCUUUCAGUUCCGCACGCCUGAAAAACAUGUUUCCGCUCAUUCAGCAAAGUGCAGACCAAAUGGUUAAAUUUCUGCAGCAAUAUGACAAAAGUGACGUUGAAAUGAAAGAUUUAGUAGGGCAUUUAACAUUGGAAGUGAUAGGCGCAUGUGCUUUUGGAAUAAAAACUGAUGCUCUCACUGAUGAAAACGCAAACUUUGUCAAGCUAGCUGAACGAUUUGGAUACGUAUCGCCUUCACGAAAGAUCGUGUUGAUAGUUUUUAUUAUGCUCUUGCCGCAAUUGAUGAAAUACAUGAAUAUAUCGUUCUUGAACCCUGAGGUAGCAGAAGAAUUAGUAAAUAUCUUAAAAAUCACAAAAGCGGAAAGGAGGAAAGCUGAAUCUAAGAAGAGCGAUUUCCUACAACUCCUAAUAGAAGCAGCAAACAAGGAGAAAGAAGAGGCUGAAAAGACAAAUGCUCUAAUACAUUUGGAUGAUGACACCAUAGAUGCGCAAUCAUUCCUCUUUUUAAUAGCUGGGUAUGAAACAUCGAGCACUUUGUUGUCUUUCGCCAUUCACACAUUGGCCAUCAAACCGGACAUCCAAGAAAAACUACGUGCACAUAUCCAAGAAGUUACAGAGGGAAAAGAAAUCACAUAUGAAUUAUUGUCAGAGCUGACCUAUCUCGAAGGGUUCCUGCUAGAAACAUUACGCUUGCAUCCACCACUGUCAAGAGUAGAAAGAAAAUGCACCAAAAAUUAUGUCUUACCUGGAACAAAUAUUAAAAUAAAUGUUGGUGACUUGCUGGCCAUUCCCGUGUAUGGCAUUCAUAUGGACCCUAAUAUAUAUCCGGAGCCUCAUGAGUUUAGACCUGAGAGGUUUAUAGGAGAAGAAAAAAAUAACAGACCCUCUCAUUUGUAUUUGGCUUUUGGUGCUGGACCCAGGAACUGUAUUGGUAUGCGUUUUGCGAUGAUCUCGGCUAAAAUAGCCAUGGUGUCAUUAUUAAAAAAUUUCAAAUUCUCUGCAUGUGCUAAAACUGAAAAUCCAGUCACCAUAGACAAAAACUCUUUGUUACUAAAGGCAGCAUCUGGUUUAUGGGUCAAAAUAGAAAAAAUAUAA
Molecule: messenger RNA, 1347 nt
Organism: Parnassius apollo (apollo)
Lineage: Eukaryota; Metazoa; Arthropoda; Insecta; Lepidoptera; Papilionidae
Source: the annotation of a GenBank genome assembly